AUUUAAUUGUAGCAAUAUGCAGAAAUCCGGUUGGUAUAUAGUAAAAUUUAUAAAUGAAAAUACCAUUGAAACAAUACCAAGUUGCUGGAUGGUAAACUUUAAUAAAUGUUUGUGGCCUACUACGUUAUCAUUUAGUAAAAUAAGUUUGGCUAUCAAAAGUUGUCUUAAACCUUCAAAAAAUUCAAAAGAAUGGAAGUAUUGUGAAGUUAAAGUAUUAAGUAAAAAGCUAUUAACCAAUUUUAAUGAAGCUUCAAAAUUGACCAAUAAGUUUUUAACACAAUCUUCUACCGAAGCUGAAUCAUUACCAAAAAAAUUUUUAAAAAAACGUAAAAAAAAUAUCAAAAAAGGAGAGAAGACCAGUAAUAAUGAAGAUUGUUCAGAGCCCUUACAAAAUAGCAGUAGCAGUAGCAGCUGCAGCAAUUGCGAUGAAAGUGAUUCAAGCCUUCCAUUAUUACCAACAUUUUCAAAAACUGAUGACAAAAUACAAACAAUUAAUGCUGAUGAAUGUAUUUCAACUAAUGAUGUAUGUGAAAAAAAUACUGUUAACAAUUUGUUUACCCUUGAUGUUCAUUCAUCUCCAGAAGAAAAAACAGGUAAUACAGAUAAUAAUUCUGUGCUUGAGAAUUUACUGGCUGGCGAUUAUAACUGGAUAAAUAAUGUUUCAAUGAUGAAUAAUAAUUGUGAUAAUAAUGAAGAUAACAUUAUACUAAAUUCAAGUGUUCAAAUACAAAAUAAUGAUGUAAACACUGAUAGUGUAGAAACUAUUAACCCGAAUUUGAUUCAAGAAGAUCCAGCAGAAGUUCAGAAACAAAUUAUACGUCAAUUAGUUACAUUAAAUGCUAGAAGUAAGGAGCAUGGAGAAUAUUUGCACACAAUUAUGAUGAUUUUGAAUGACAUGCAAGAAAGACAAAAAAUAUCUACUGAUCAACUAUCUGCAACAUCAUCAUCUAGCCAUGAAUUUGAAAAAAUUUAUGAAACUUUACCAGUAUCAAGUGAAGAAUCAUUAAAUAUUUUACAAAAUGCAUUAACUAACAAUGACACUUUAUAUAAUAAAACUGUAAAAAUGUUGUCCUUAAUUGGAGGAGGAGAUGUUAAGGAGUCGGUGAGGCGUAUAUUGCGAAAAUUAAUAACAAAUGAAUAUGCAAAAACAUUUAGCUAUACUGGUCACAAAAAUUCCAAAAAUGCAUUUAAUAAAACCAUUUUGUCAUCACUACUUAUAAAAGCUAUACAUUCAUCUGAACGUUUGGCUGAUAAAUCAAUUAAAGAAAUUGAAACAAUUGCAAGCAUUUGGCUCAGUAAAGCUGGCGAAAGAUCAAAAAAUAGAAAUUAGCAUAUAUUAAUAUAUAUUUGUAAUAUUUAUGGAUAUGCUAACCUGUGGAAAUUCUUUGAAUGUGAAUAAUAUUUUUUUUAAUUAGA
Messenger RNA from Acyrthosiphon pisum (pea aphid), 1416 nucleotides. Its product is annotated as transcription initiation factor TFIID subunit 1-like. The record is from RefSeq and is a predicted model, not a curated record. The coding region runs from base 17 to 1330 and encodes 437 amino acids. The transcript is spliced from 7 exons. Lineage: Eukaryota; Metazoa; Arthropoda; Insecta; Hemiptera; Aphididae.